Messenger RNA from Ostreobium quekettii, 3036 nucleotides. Lineage: Eukaryota; Viridiplantae; Chlorophyta; Ulvophyceae; Bryopsidales; Ostreobiaceae. The record is from the annotation of a GenBank genome assembly.
AUGGUCAAGGCGUACCUCCGGUACGAGCACGCCCGCGCCUUCGGCGUCAUCUCCAGUGGCUCCAACGCGCUGUUCGACGACUCCGGGUCCCAUGUGGUCUGCGCCGCCCUGGAGAGCGUCGCCGUGUGGAGCGUCAAGACGCGCCAGCUCGCCAGGCGCCUCACCGCGGAGCCCGGGGAAGGCUCCAGGGCCCUCGCCGAAGUCGCGCGUGUCGCCAUCUCGGGGCGCCAGCUGGGGGUCGGGCAUGCCGACGGCUGCAUCAGAUUGUGGGGUUUGGAAUCCGGGGAGUGCGCCGUGACGCUGCGAGACCACCGAAAGGGCGUAACGGCACUGCGCUACAGCCGCGGAGGCGGGCUGUUGGCUUCAGGAAGCAAGGACACGGACGUGAUUGUGUGGGAUGUUGUGGCGGGGUCGGGCGUGUGCAGGUUGAGGGGCCACAGGGACCAGGUGACCGAUUUGGCGUGGCUGGGAGAUGGGCAUUUGGCGAGCUGCUCCAAGGACGCGCACAUCAGGGUGUGGGACAUGGCCACGCAGCACUGUUGCCAGACGCUGUGGCUGGAGAACCUGGAGGUGUGGUCGAUGGACGUGGAUCCAUUUGGGCGGCGGCUGGUGGCGGGCUGCGUGGGAAGGGAGCUGCAGGUUUUUUCGGUGUCGUUUGGUGGCGAGGAUGGGCACGGAGAGAAGGAUCCAGGAGCUGGAGAGUCUGUGGGAAAGGGGAAAAAUUCAAUGGACGUGUUGCAGAGGAUGGGGAGCAUUGAGAGGUUGGAGAAUGACCGGGUGGUGUGCUUGAGGUUUCGGGAUGACGGGGCGUUCUUGGUCUGCCAGGGGUCGGGGAAGGUGGUCGAGGUGCUGCGGGUGAGGCCGGAGGCGGAGGCGCUAAAAAGGUUGAAGAGGAGGCGGCGCCGUGCGCAGAAGAAGGCCAGCGGGAGGGGCACAGAGCGGGGUGAGGAUGGGGGGGAUGGCCAGGAGGGUGGGGCGAAGAAAGGCUGGGAGCGGCUGGACGGAAUCUCGGCCCCGGACGAGUUCGAGCGAUGGAGAAGCGUGAGGCUCAAGCAUAGGCUGCGUUCGUUUGACUUCAGGCCCCAGUCGUCGAGGCAUUCGCCCGUUGCUGAGCUGCUGCUGACCUUCGUCAACAAUUCUUUUGAGCUUGUGAAGAUGGGCGAAAGGGGCGAGGAGGACGGCGAGGGCGAGGGCGUCGAAUUUCACGGCAAGAACGAUAUGGCGGGGCACAGGUCGGGCAUCAGGAGCCUGGCGCUCAGCGAGGACGAAUCAAUGGUGGUGUCCACAGCAGAGUCGGCGGUGAAGGUGUGGAACCCAAGCAACGGGACGUGCCUGCACACGAUAGCCUCUGGAUACGGUCUGUCCUGCCUGUUUGCUCCUGGAGGCCGCCACAUUGCGGUGGGCACCAAGGAAGGAGCCCUUCAAAUAUUCAACCUGGGGGCAUCCUGCCUAGCCGAGUCGGUGGCGGCUCAUUCGGGCCCGGUGUGGUCACUGGCGGAGCUCCCUGACAGGUCUGGGUUCGUCAGCGGAAGUGCAGAUCAUUCUGUCAAAUUCUGGCAGUGGGACAUGGCAGACAGCAAGUCCGCAGCUGGGAACAUGACCAUCAAACAGACGCGACAGAUGGGGCUUGGAGACGACGUGUUGUGCGUCUGUGUGUCCCCAGACAGUCGCCUUCUGGCCGUUGCUCUUCUGGACUCAACAGUCAAAGUGUUUUACAUGGAUUCGCUCAAGCUCUUCCUCUCGUUGUAUGGCCACAAACUUCCAGUCCUGUCACUGGACAUUUCGUCAGACAGCCAGCUCUUGGUGAGCGGAUCUGCUGACAAGAACAUCAAGAUCUGGGGCCUGGACUUUGGCGACUGCCACAAGUCCUUGUUUGCCCACCGGGACUCAGUCACCCAUGUUGCCUUUGUCCACACAAGCCACUACGUCUUUUCAACGGGGAAAGAUAAAAUGUUGAAGUAUUGGGAUGCGGACAAGUUCGAACAGCUGCUGGAACUCCCAGGCCACCACGCGGAGGUGUGGUGCAUGGCUGUCAGCCGGUUUGGUGACUUUGUGUUGACUGGGUCCAACGACCGGUCCAUAAGACGCUGGGAGCGCACAGAUGAGCCAUUCUUCAUUGAGGAGGAGAAGGAGAAGCGCCUUGAGACUCUCUUUGAGGAAGACCUUGAGGACAAACAUGAAAUGCCCGGAAGUCAAGCAGCUCAAGGCGAUGGGAAGGCAGCCCCUGCCGGCAGGCAGACACUGGAAAGCAUUACUGCUGCGGACUCAGUCAUUGAAGCCCUUGAGCUGGCAUCCCAUGAGACAUUGCGAUUGCAGGAUCCAGAUGAGCAGUCGGGCGGUCGCUUCCAACCCAAUCCCUUGUUGCUGGGGCAGUCGCUGCUCGACACGGAGCCGCGGAGAGGGACGAGGAUGCCCAGCUUUCGCGGCACCUGCGCCCACGAUCACGACUGCGGCGAGGCGGACUGCGGGGUCUCGUAUUCGCUUUACAAGCACAUCGACUUGGCGCGCGUCACAUGCCUGAACGAGUCUGAGCCCGAGAGCUGCAGGAACGUUUUCAAACCGUGGUCCCAGCGGACUGACUUCUCGGGCCCUUCCCUGAGGAGCAAUGCAGACGACCCAGAAUUGCUCCUGUACAUUCCUUUCACUGGUGCCCUGGCCAUAAAGGGGAUCUCUGUCAUUGGAGGCAUGGACGGCACAAGCCCUGGAAAAUUGAGGGCCUUUGUCAACAGGGAUGACUUAGAUUUUUCAGCGGUGGAGGAUCUGCCUCCGGUACAGGAAUGGACUCUGCAUGAGGACCACAGGGGGUUGCUGGAAUACCCAACACAUGUGGCAAAGUUCCAAGGAGUGCAUGGCUUGACACUGCACUUCCCUGAGAACUUUGGUGCCGAUCACAGCGAGAUUCACUUCAUCGGUUUGAAAGGCGAAUUCACAGAGAGGAGGCGGGAGGCUGUGGAGGCUGUGUAUGAGGCAAGACCAAUGCCUGAGGAUCACAAGGUGCCUGGGGAGCAGGGAGCCCAUUGGAGGAUGGGCACAUGA